Messenger RNA from Durotheca rogersii, 1496 nucleotides. RefSeq names its product DNA glycosylase. Lineage: Eukaryota; Fungi; Ascomycota; Sordariomycetes; Xylariales; Xylariaceae. Gene Ontology annotation, biological process: DNA repair. The transcript has a single exon. Gene Ontology annotation, molecular function: DNA binding; catalytic activity. The record is from RefSeq and is a predicted model, not a curated record. The coding region runs from base 253 to 1299 and encodes 348 amino acids. Gene Ontology annotation, cellular component: nucleus.
AAUCCUCUCCAAAGCCGACAGGAAGCUUGCGAAGAAAGCGAGCACUCCCAGAGAAAAUCCCAAUGCGAGGCCUUUAGAACCUCGAGCUUCUAUUGAGAGACCAAUUCUUGGCGCAGUCAUUACAGGUCGCCGAAACGAAGGUGAUAUCGCCAACAUUGCUGCUCCCGAUCCACCCCCCAGUUACGGGUAUAACCCUUCUAGCCAUGCCGGUAACCAUUUAAAAAGUUGCCGCUCAUAGACGGCCAGGUGUCUAUGGGUGGGCUUGGUAAUACCCUGGACGACAUUCGACCUUGCUCGCCCUCCGGGUCUAAGGUUAUAACGCCGUUGCAGAAUUCCAAGCCGGCGCCGGCGCAACUGGGCAAGGUAGCUGAUUCCGGCGUCGGCGCCGCGCAGCAGAGAGACGCCCUAGGGAAGGCCGAGGAAAAACAACGCGAGCAAGAUGACUCGUGUGCUCCAAUACAGCCUCAGAGCUGGGCACCCAAGUGUAAAGCGAAAUCGCCCUACUUUGCUACCCUCCCCACCCCGACUAGUCCACCAAAAGAAAAAGCUUCGCGCCCUCCACGGGGCACGGUUCCAUGUACCCCCUUCCCGCGUCUAGAUGCCCCGACAUUUGGCCUGGUUCAGGAGGAGCUCGCUGCCGACCCUUUCCGUCUUCUCGUGGCCGUAACUUUCCUCAUACGCACAAAGGGAACGCAGGCCAUACCGGUAUUCCGGGAGCUCAUGCUGAGAUAUCCAAGCCCACAUGACCUAGAAAACGCGGAUGCGGACGACAUAGUGUCCAUGAUCAAGCACCUCGGCCUCGCCAGGGUUCGCGCCGCUGCCAUCCAGAGGUAUGCACGCACCUGGAGGGUAGACCCACCUCGAGCCGGCGUUCGGUACGAGGUGAAGAAUUAUCCUAGACUAGACGAAGGAGUCAACGCCCGACCCGGUGAGACUUCGGAGGCGGACGGCGCUCGACCGUCGUCGUCGGCCUGGGAGGUCGGCCAUAUGACGCAGGGUAGAUACAUUAUCGACAGUUGGAGGAUCUUCUGCCGGGACGUCCUGCUCGGUCUCGCGGAGGACUGGAAGGGCAAGGGGCGCGAAGGGGAGUUCCAGCCAGAGUGGAUGCGGGUUUUGCCUGAGGACAAGGAGCUCCGGGCGUGUCUCCGAUGGUUAUGGAUGCGGGAGGGCUGGGUCUGGGACCCACGGACGGGCGAGAGGGAUGUGUUGCCGGAAACCCUCCGCAGAGCGGUCGACGACGGCCGGGUCUCGUACGAUGACUCUGGCGAGCUUCGGAUCGUCGAGAAGACAGGUAAUUAGCCAACGCAUGCGCGCUCCGCAGGGGCUAGCUUUUGCAUAUUAGGGAAGGGUGUAGCAUAGGAAGGCAGGUGGUAGACGAUAUGAGGACAGAAGCUGGUAGAGAAGGAGACCCCUGCGAGUAGCUAGCGAGCAAUAUCGUUAUGAUUACAAUGACGGCGUUCCCUUUGGUGUUGUGGUUAUCUAGGCUAAAGUAGUCU